AUGUCGAUAAGAAAGAGCUUGUUUAGCUGCCUGAUGGUGGCUCUAGUGAUGGCGACGAUGCUCCGCUCCGUACGGGCGGACAUCGAGACAAACGAAGUGAACGAUCAAGAUGUGUACAUGCUUCAGGGAGUACGGGUGUAUCCGAAUGACCGCCAGUGCGUGCUGGUUGGAGGACUGUGCGUGAAGACUAGCGACUGUACGGAGCCAACCAACAACAAGGGACUGUGCCCCACCAGCGUCCACCAUGGUGUGGAAUGCUGCUACGAACUGCCGGUCCGACCAGCGCCCUGUGCGGAACACCUGGGAAUGUGCAUGGAUCGAUGCCACCAGAGGCUCUUGAGACCUGGUACCGAUUGCGUCAAUGGACAAGUCUGCUGUGUUUUGAUUUAGUUAUAAUCCUUUUACACACACACAACACACAAACACACACACACUUCUACACACCAACACACACACUUACAUAUAAAAUGUAUUUAUUUAACUAUAUAUUAAUUAUAUUGUACGAUCCAUCACCCCGA
This is a messenger RNA of Drosophila miranda, 518 nucleotides long. Its product is annotated as U-scoloptoxin(19)-Sm1a. The record is from RefSeq and is a predicted model, not a curated record. NCBI's taxonomy places the organism in Eukaryota, Metazoa, Arthropoda, Insecta, Diptera, Drosophilidae. The transcript has 3 exons. Bases 1 to 390 code for a protein of 129 amino acids.